Messenger RNA from Hypanus sabinus (Atlantic stingray), 2588 nucleotides. RefSeq names its product mucin-3A-like. The record is from RefSeq and is a predicted model, not a curated record. The transcript has 3 exons. Lineage: Eukaryota; Metazoa; Chordata; Chondrichthyes; Myliobatiformes; Dasyatidae. The coding region runs from base 788 to 1888 and encodes 366 amino acids.
UGGGAAGUGUUACUAUUUGUUCACAUUUUUGGCUUCUUUCUUGUUGCUUUAACAUAGCACGUGGAACAACACGGAAACGGACCCUUCGGACCUUGUUAAUCUAAAUCUCUUCUGCCUGCAGAUGGUCCAUAUCCCUCCAUCCCUGUACAUUCAUGAACCCAUCUGAAGGCUUCUUAAAUGUCACCAUCAUUUCGCUCUGCUGCUUGCAAGAUUAAUUGCCUCUGGAAUUCAGGUGUUGGGUCUGGUCGCUGCGUUUGCAGGUGGUGAUAGGGAGGUGGAGUUGAAUCUACAUCGGGGCAACAGUGGACUCAUGAGACCAUGUUGUCUGCUGGAACUUGGGACAUUAAUGAAAUCACAGUCAUUGAGCAAGAUGCUGGAGGAACUCGGUAGGUCAGGCAGCAUCUGUGGAGGAAACAGACCGUCGACAUUUCCGGUCAACACCCUUCAUCAGGACUUAAAGAUGGAGGGGAGAUAGUCUGUGUAAAGAGGUGAGACGUGGUGGAGCAAGAACUGGGAGGUGAUGGAUGGACCCAGGUGAGGAGGAUAAUGAGCAGAUGGAGGAGGGGAAGGUGUGAAUAGUUAUAGGGACUGGGAAGUGAUGGGUGGAGGUGACAGAUGGGUGCAGGUGGUGGAAUCUGUUAGGAGACCAAAGUGAAGCAAGAUUCAAAUGGAGAGAGGUGGGGUGGGCAGAAGGGAACAGUGAGGGAAGGGGCCCAGUGUGAGGGAUAUGUGGGUGAUAGGGCAGAAACAGUGAUGGAGGCUGGGGCGGGUGCUGGAGAGUGUAGGGAUGAAAUCAUAUCUUCCUUUGGCCAGACUUUUCCUGUUACACCCUCCUCUUUGCUGUCUGCAGGGUUUGAACUGGGUGCACUCUGCUUGCUGUCCCACCUAUUUCGCACAUCAUCCCCAUUACACACCAAUAGCAAACUCACAUACCCUUGCUGAACUCCACAUUCUCCCAUCACAGACUGAGGUAAGGUCAUGUUCCCUUGAUAAACUCCACAUUCUCCCAUCACACACUGAGGCAUGGUCAUGUUCCCUUGAUAAACUCCACAUUCUCCCAUCACACACUGAGGCAAGGUCAUGUUCCCUUGAUAAACUCCACAUUCUCCCAUCACAGACUGAGGCAAGGUCAUGUUCCCUUGCUGAACUCCACAUUCUCCCAUCACACACUGAGGCAAGGUCAUGUUCCCUUGAUAAACUCCACAUUCUCCCAUCACACACUGAGGCAAGGUCAUGUUCCCUUGAUAAACUCCACAUUCUCCCAUCACCCACUGAGGCAAGGUCAUGUUCCCUUGAUAAACUCCACAUUCUCCCAUCACACACUGAGGCAAGGUCAUGUUCCCUUGUUAAACUCCACAUUCUCCCAUCACACACUGAGGUAAGGUCAUGUUCCCUUGAUAAACUCCACAUUCUCCCAUCACACACUGAGGCAAGGUCAUGUUCCCUUGAUAAACUCCACAUUCUCCCAUCACACACUGAGGCAUGGUCAUGUUCCCUUGAUAAACUCCACAUUCUCCCAUCACACACUGAGGCAAGGUCAUGUUCCCUUGAUAAACUCCACAGUCUCCCAUCACACACUGAGGCAAGGUCAUGUUCCCUUGAUAAACUCCACAGUCUCCCAUCACACACUGAGGCAAGGUCAUGUUCCCUUGAUAAACUCCACAGUCUCCCAUCACACACUGAGGCAAGGUCAUGUUCCCUUGAUAAACUCCACAGUCUCCCAUCACACACUGAGGCAAGGUCAUGUUCCCUUGAUAAACUCCACAUUCUCCCAUCACAGACUGAGGUAAGGUCAUGUUCCCUUGAUAAACUCCACAUUCUCCCAUCACACACUGAGGCAAGGUCAUGUUCCCUUGAUAAACUCCGCUGUCUCCCAUCACAUACUUGAGGUAAGGUCAUGUACCCUUGAUAAACUCCACAUUCUCCCAUCACACACUGAGGCAAGGUCAUGUUCCCUUGAUAAACUCCACAUUCUCCCAUCACACACUGAGGCAAGGUCAUGUUCCCUUGAUAAACUCAUUCUCCCAUCACACACUGAGGCAAGGUCAUGUUCCCUUGAUAAACUCCACAUUCUCCCAUCACACACUGAGGCAUGGUCAUGUUCCCUUGAUAAACUCCACAUUCUCCCAUCACACACUGAGGCAAGGUCAUGUUCCCUUGAUAAACUCCACAUUCUCCCAUCACACACUGAGGCACGGUCAUGUUCCCUUGAUAAACUCCACAUUCUCCCAUCACACACUGAGGCAAGGUCAUGUUCCCUUGAUAAACUCCACAUUCUCCCAUCACACACUGAGGCAUGGUCAUGUUCCCUUGAUAAACUCCACAUUCUCCCAUCACACACUGAGGCAUGGUCAUGUUCCCUUGAUAAACUCCACAUUCUCCCAUCACACACUGAGGCAUGGUCAUGUUCCCUUGAUAAACUCCACAUUCUCCCAUCACACACUGAGGUAAGGUCAUGUUCCCUUGAUAAACUCCACAUUCUCCCAUCACAUACUUGAGGUAAGGUUACAUCCCUUGGUAAACUCCCCGUUCUCUUACUACAUCCCAAUCACUAUUGACAGCAAUGUUUUGCUCCCCCGCUGGAGCAG